Molecule: messenger RNA, 672 nt
Organism: Penicillium samsonianum
Lineage: Eukaryota; Fungi; Ascomycota; Eurotiomycetes; Eurotiales; Aspergillaceae
Exons: 3
Coding region: 1-672 (223 amino acids)
Source: RefSeq, a predicted model, not a curated record
AUGCCUUCCCAAAGCGACUUCAGCCAUUUGGACGCAGCAGCAACAACUUUGACAAAUAUCUUGCGCAAUGAAAGCAUUUCCCAUAUCUUCAUUGGCGGAUAUGCCACAGGUCUCCUUGGAGGAGGCCGAGUGACAGAGGAUAUCGACCUUAUCGUGGACAGAAAUUGCCGCGGCCUUCUGCUACAAUGCCCGAACAUCACAGAGAGCGCGGAUAACCGAUUGGUCUACCAUCACCAUGGCACUAAAGUACACAUCGAUAUGGAGAUCAUGGGAGCUGCACCUUGGGCCCCGAAUCCUAGGACCACCAGGGUUUACACUGUGGCUCCGGCGGACUGCCCACGGCGUCAAUUGAAUUCAAUGGUACCUAUUCUGCAUCCGUCAAUCCUGCUAUUGACAAAGCUCCUACCCUGGAAAGAGGCCGAUGAGGCGACAAGAGUCGCCCGGCAUAUGAGAAAACGCACAGACUUGAUGGAUAUCCGGACCAUCCUGCAAUGGCUUGUAGACAAGAAAUCUAGGAUCGACUUCUCUGGGUUGCCCAAUAUCCCCAGGGCCAAGUUGAUGAGGCUCCUGGGAAGUCUCUACCGGGCCGAGCAGAGGUCACGGCCCUACCUCUCCCUGACCUUGUCAGCGGAUGAGAUGCGGGACGCCCUGACUACAGAUGGGACAAAGUAG